AUGGACUGCUCACCUUCGCCUCCAAGGCCCCAAUCACCACCGUUGUCCCCACCACCACGUCGUUCGCGCAGACGGCGGCGGUUCUCAGACCCCUUCGCGCGCGGCCACGGCUACAACGCUGACAGAGACCACAGUUAUCCGCUUGAGCGUGUGCAGUCGCACGGCCAAGGACACAGCGACAACCACGACCAGAGCCAGGAGAAUGACGCCCCGCCCGCCAAAAAGACCGUCCGCUGGGGUCCCGUCACCGAGAUUGAGAGCUAUGCAAGACCCGAUAGUGCUGACGCCGUGCCCCCAUCAUCGUGCGGAGUCGCAGUCAAGUCAUGCUUGAAACCGCCCACUGCCUCGGAUCAGGAGAUGGUCCAGAGGAACCUUCGGGCCAUGGUGGACGAGUCCACCAAGCGUCUGGACAUGUACUACGACGCCAUGGAGUACUUUUCCGGUGACGUGGUUCUGGACGAGGUCAUGUGUCAGGACGAGGGACACCUGUUCCAAAAGGCAAGGAGACAAUCUUUGAAAGAUACGUUCGGCUUCGUCAGGUCGCGAUCUCAUUCUCCAUCCAGGUCCAGCUCUAGAAAAUCGCUUUGA
Aspergillus thermomutatus is the source of this 588-nucleotide messenger RNA. RefSeq lists its product as uncharacterized. NCBI's taxonomy places the organism in Eukaryota, Fungi, Ascomycota, Eurotiomycetes, Eurotiales, Aspergillaceae. The record is from RefSeq and is a predicted model, not a curated record. The transcript has a single exon. Bases 1 to 588 code for a protein of 195 amino acids.